AUGAUGAUGAUGGACAUGGGCAUGUACGGAACUUACGGCAAGCCUGACUCAUAUCCCAACUAUGUGUGCACAGGUCAAGGGAAUCAUCAUCAUCAUCAGCCCGUGUCCGUCGGAGGACACGUGCCUGUCCCAGCCUCGCCGGAACUCGCACCGGCACACUACUUCCCUCAGACCGCCGUCUCCCCUUACUCGUCUUCUUCCUCGGAGAGUUUCCUGGCGGCAGAAUCCGCCACAUCUUCCGGUACGCCUCCGCAGAGCUUCUACUCGCCGUCGGCGGCCGUUCUGCACGAGGAUGGUUCCACAACCGCGAUCAUCUCCUCGGAGAAUGGUCUGAGUUACACUAAUUUAGACUACGCGUCCUCCACCUCGUCGCCGUACAACAACCAGCAGCAUCAACACACGAACGGGUCCCACGGAUCGGUGGAUCCUCAUCAGAGUUACCACGUCCAACAAACACCUUACAGAGACGACCACCACCACCAUCAUCAUCAUCAUCAUUCCGCUUCAACCUCGGGGAACGGUCUUCAUCAAGGUUCCAUGAUGACCGCUGGCCACUCGAGAACCGAGCACGAGCAACAGUUGCACCAUCAGUCUUCUAGUCAUCACCAUCACCACCACCAUCACCAUCACGAGCCCGACUAUCAGCUUCCAGUCGCUGGUACCACCAACUAUCUUCAUCAGCUGCCUGCCGCCGAGGACUCGCUUCACUAUCACUCUCAAAUCCGGCAGAACGACUACGCUGGACAUUCCGCUGGUCACUACAAGGAGGAAAAUCCGGAUCCCUCGUGUUACCAUGUACUCCAACAGUCGGGACACCAUCAACAUCCGCACCAACACGGCCACGGGCAUCAUCAUCAGCAGCAGCAUCCACACGGCCAUCAUCCGCCGCAACAACAGCAACAACAACAGCCGCACGUGCCCACUUACAAGUGGAUGCAAGUGAAGAGGAACGUUCCUAAACCAGCUGCAGCAAAGACAAAUUUAAAUGUGGGGGAGUAUGGCGGUAACACAGUCGGAGGCGGAAACGGAUCCCCAUAUGCAACCACGGCGAACGGUCCUGUAAACUGCCUUACCGGCGGACCUAUGGCCGGUAUAGCAGGUAGCUUCAACAAUACCGGCCGAACCAACUUUACGAACAAGCAACUUACGGAACUCGAAAAAGAAUUUCACUUCAACAAGUACCUGACCAGAGCAAGGCGCAUUGAAAUCGCGUCAGCGUUACAAUUAAACGAAACGCAAGUAAAAAUUUGGUUCCAAAAUAGAAGAAUGAAGCAGAAGAAAAGAAUGAAGGAAGGCUUAAUACCAGCUGAUAAUACGACUGUAACGCCGCUUAGUGGCGCCAGAAGUUCGAGUAAUUCACCGACUAGUUCUUCAAGUCACGAAACUAGUGGUCUUGGAUUAUCUAAUUUUACGAGCGACAAUAGUCGGGAGUCUCCACCUUCGUCUUCGAAAGAUUGACGCGUUCCUUGCUGCAGCAAUGAACGUAUCUAUGGCCUACGACUUAACAAUGAUUGGUGAAAAUUGAGGAAAAAAGAAACGUUAUUUUAAACCUCGUAAUUUAAAUUUACAUGAAUUUCCUUGCUGCAGCGGCAACAAUAAUUAGUAUUUCCAAUUUCGAUAGAACGGAAUCAUUGUAACGAUAAAUGAUAUAGUCGUUCGACGAUUUUGAAAAUUAUCAAAAUUAAUCGUAUAGAAAGUAUAGAAAUUGUACAAUGUAUGUACUAAUUAAGCAAAUUAUUUAUUUUCGUUUGAAUCGUGUAUUCCGUAAAGGCUACGAGCAGGAUUUCCGAAAGGUUACCAUAUACCUCAGUUUGUGUAAAUGGCAUAAUAAUAUUUAUAUAUAAUUAUAAAUACCAAUGAUUGAUCGCAACGUAUUAUGUAAAAAAAAUUGUGAAAAUAAUAUUCUUGGAUGCUAAUUAAUGGCAUCUAGAGAUCAAUCUUCUUUUUGGUGAGGACAAUUAUUGUUUGAUGUUAUCAUCUCUAUUAUACAUAUGUAUUGAUAUUGUCAUAAUUACAUUUUUUACUCGACUCUUCCUAUUCCGUUUAUUCCCGAAAAUUUAAACAUUGAUAAAUUCCUAUACCAACGGAUAUGAUAUCUACGAAUUAUUGUAAAAUUGUUACAUAAAUUACAUGCUCAAAUAAAUUAUUAGAUAUUAAUAAAAAUGAUAAUAAUGAUCUUCAUAAAUGUAAUAUUAUAUUUGUAGAUUAUAAUCAUUCAAUAAUUAUUCGAUAAUGAUAGCAUGAUAACAGUAGUUGUGCUCCCAAUUUGAAUAUCUUCUGUAUGUAUAUGUAUAUAAAAUCUAAUGCAAAUCUUGUGUGAGUAACAAUACGUAUUGUUAUACAGUAAGAUAUUAUCAAAGUAUUAAUAAAAAGGAAAUACAAGAAUAUCAUAUUGGCGCUAUAAUUACUGAUUGAAAU
This is a messenger RNA of Frieseomelitta varia, 2418 nucleotides long. RefSeq names its product homeobox protein Hox-B1a-like. Gene Ontology annotation, cellular component: nucleus. The transcript is spliced from 2 exons. Gene Ontology annotation, molecular function: RNA polymerase II cis-regulatory region sequence-specific DNA binding; DNA-binding transcription factor activity, RNA polymerase II-specific. NCBI's taxonomy places the organism in Eukaryota, Metazoa, Arthropoda, Insecta, Hymenoptera, Apidae. The coding region runs from base 1 to 1458 and encodes 485 amino acids. Gene Ontology annotation, biological process: regulation of transcription by RNA polymerase II. The record is from RefSeq and is a predicted model, not a curated record.